AUGUUUUUAAGAUUUGAACCGACGAAGUCAACGAAGGGCGCAAGCAAAAUGCGCCGGGAUCUAAUUAAUGCGGAGAUCUCAAACCUGCGUGACCUUCUUCCGCUGCCUCCCUCCACCAGACAGCGGCUCUCCCAGCUUCAGCUCAUGGCCCUGGUUUGCGUUUACGUCAGGAAGAUGAAUUACUUUCAGCAAGUGUUCAAGAGUCACGACUUCAGCUAUCAGUAUCAAGAACAACCUACUCCCACACCUAAUAUCGGAUUUUCAAAGGCCAUGAACGGUUUUAUGAUGAUGAUGACACAGAGUGGGAAACUGCUGUACAUAUCGGAAAACGCGGCCGAGUACUUGGGACAUUCGAUGGAAGACUUAUUAAUACACGGAGACAGCGUAUAUGACAUAAUAGAUAGACAAGACCACCAAAUGGUCCAAAUAGAACUAAAUAGGGGAAGUAACGGAGAGACUGAAAAUGUACCAAAGAAUAGACAUUUCUUCUGUAGAAUGAAUGUGUCAAGAAACGCUCGCAGACAAAUGAGAUUUGGUGACCAAAAAGUAGUUUUAGUUCAUGGCCACUAUGUGUCAUACCUACCCCUCUGCAGCCGCAACGAGCCCGUAUUCCUAGCAUCAUGCACUCCCCUCGCGAUGCCGGAGACGAGGGAAUGCGUCGUGCAUGGCGCCACCAACGUCUUCACCAGCAUUCACGCUAUGGACAUGAAGAUACUGCAUAUUGAUGCUAAUGGCGAAUGGUAUUUAGGGUGGAAUAAAGCUGAGCUAAUAGAUGUGUCGUGGUACCAAAUAUUACAUUGGGAUAGCAUACGAGAAGCCCAAGCUAAACAUAAAUUAAUAACGCAAUCUGAACAGGAUAAAUGCUGUAUACUUUUAGUAAGGCUUCAACAAAGAUCGGGAGAUUUUCUAUGGAUACACAUGGUUCUACAAGUAAAAGAGGCUACGGACACUCCUAGACAAUUUAUUGUGGCUACAAACCAAGUCUUAAGUGAUGAAGAAGCGUCAAUAAUGGUCGCGAACUCUUGGCUCUACCAAUAUUAUGGGUACCAGAACCAGCCCUGUGGUAUACUUGACCCGCGCUGUCAAAAGUUCUUCCGGCGCGAACCUUGCUACCAAGAGACAUAUCAGGAGUACCAAUAUAUAGAAAAUAAUGACGUGGAGUAUCCCGCCUAUGUACCGUAUGUUCCUAAACCAGAAGAUUACGUGUGUGAGAGGCUGUACACUGAUAGAGGACCUGUGGACUACUCUACGCAUUCGCCACAAUCGACGAUAAGCGAAGAAAGGUCACCAAAUCACUACGAGAUGUCACCUGAAGCAAUGAACAUGUACCCGUACUCCUAUCCUGGAAAGAGAGAGUACUAUGAACAGUUCACUCCCGUGAACUACCCCCAGGAGCCAUAUCCGAGCACAUGUAUGGAUGGUACAGAAUACCCAUCACCAAAACGCAUGCGCCUUACAAACCUCGGCGUUGUAGAGGGGACAGAUGCCAUGGACCGCUGGAACCCCAGUCCACCUUGGUCAGACAACCUCAAGAUGACAGAAUACACGCAACGAUUCACAUAUAAUAUACUACCCGUACCCGCGGAGAGAGCUAUGGUCACUUAA
This is a messenger RNA of Leptosia nina, 1605 nucleotides long. Lineage: Eukaryota; Metazoa; Arthropoda; Insecta; Lepidoptera; Pieridae. The record is from the annotation of a GenBank genome assembly.